Rhododendron vialii is the source of this 2399-nucleotide messenger RNA. Its product is annotated as putative 3,4-dihydroxy-2-butanone kinase. The record is from RefSeq and is a predicted model, not a curated record. Gene Ontology annotation, biological process: glycerol catabolic process. Gene Ontology annotation, molecular function: ATP binding; glycerone kinase activity. The transcript is spliced from 20 exons. Bases 209 to 1969 code for a protein of 586 amino acids. NCBI's taxonomy places the organism in Eukaryota, Viridiplantae, Streptophyta, Magnoliopsida, Ericales, Ericaceae. Gene Ontology annotation, cellular component: cytosol.
CCCGCUUAAUACAGCACGAAAGUCCUCUCUCUGGUCUGGCGUAUCUCCAAUUCCAAAGCAAGGGUUUAGUGAUCUUCUAAUCGUUCCUUAAUUUUGUCUGUCUUCGAUAAUUCAAGAGAGUGUAGUUGCAAUAUUAUUCGAUAAUAAUUCAAGAGAGUGCAGUUGUAUUAUAAGGCCAGACCCUCUGCAUCGCCACAAACUCAUUCACAUGGCUUUCCAAGCGAAGAAACUCAUCAAUGACCCUAAUGAUGUAGUGACCGAGUUCAUUGAGGGUCUUGUAGAAACUUAUCCUGGCUUGCAGUACUUGGAUGGUUUUCCUGAGGUUAAGGUUGUGCUACGUGCUGAUGUUUCACGUACAACAUAUGACAAAGUUGCAGUUAUAUCAGGCGGAGGUAGUGGUCACGAGCCUGCUCAUGCUGGAUUUGUGGGGGAAGGGAUGUUGACAGCAGCUAUUUGUGGAGAUGUUUUUGCCUCUCCACCUGUUGAUUCAAUUCUCGCUGGAAUAAGAGCUGUAACUGGUCUCAUGGGAUGUCUCCUCAUUGUCAAGAAUUAUACUGGUGAUCGAUUAAAUUUUGGUUUGGCUGCUGAGCAAGCAAAGUCUGAAGGUUAUAAAGUAGAGAUGGUAAUUGUUGGCGAUGAUUGUGCAUUGCCACCACCUAGAGGCAUAGCUGGACGAAGAGGUUUGGCUGGGACUAUUCUUGUUCAUAAGGUUGCCGGAGCUGCUGCUGCUGCGGGUCUUUCUCUUGCUGACGUUGUGGCAGAAGCAAAACUUGCAUCUGAAAUGGUGGGAACAAUGGGUGUUGCACUGUCUGUUUGUACACUCCCAGGUCAGGUUACAUCAGACCGUCUAGGCCCUGGAAAGAUGGAGCUUGGCCUCGGAAUUCAUGGGGAACCAGGCGCUGCUAUGGCUGACCUUCAGCCUGUGGAUAAUGUGGUUUCUCAUGUUCUUAAGCAGAUACUGUCACCAGAAACUGGCUACGUUCCGAUCACAAGGGGGUGUAGAGUGGUGCUCAUGAUUAAUGGAUUAGGUGCUACCCCUGUAAUGGAGCUGAUGAUUGCUGCUGGGAAAGCGGUUCCUAGGUUGCAGCUGGAACAUGGGCUUGCUGUUGAUAGAGUGUAUACAGGGUCAUUUAUGACUUCUCUUGAUAUGGCAGGAUUUUCCAUUUCUGUAAUGAAGGCGGAUCAAGGAGUUCUGCAACGCUUGGAUGCCGCAACCAAGGCUCCAUAUUGGCCUGUUGGUGUUGAUGGUAAUCAUCCACCAGCCAAGAUUCCUGUUCCUAUUCCACCUUCUCUUUCAACAACCAAUGAUGAGUCAUUUAGUCGACCUCAACAAUUAACUCAACAAGGCCAUACUCUUGAGGUGGCUAUUGAAGCAGCUGCCAGUGCAGUCAUUAAUCUCAUGGAUAGUUUGAAUGAAUGGGACAGCAAAGUAGGCGAUGGUGACUGUGGGUCAACCAUGUUUAGAGGUGCAACAGCUAUUCUUAAAGACAUGAAGAAGCAUUAUCCCCUAAAUGAUGCUGCAGAAACUGUGAAUGAAAUUGGAUCCUCUAUCAGAAGAGUUAUGGGAGGAACAAGUGGAAUCAUAUAUAGUAUUUUUUGUAAGGCUGCGUACGCACAGUUGAAGGCAACUAGCCAUUCAGUUAUUGCACCAGUGGAAUGGGCUGCUGCACUUGAAGCUGCCAUUGCUGCAGUUAGUAAAUAUGGAGGGGCUAGUGCAGGCUAUCGAACAUUGUUAGAUGCCCUCAUUCCUGCUUCUUCAGUUCUUAAAGAGCGUUUAAGUGUGGGAGAUGAUCCUGUCGAUGCUUUUGUUCUUUCAUCUGAAGCAGCCUUGGCUGGAGCUGAGUCCACUAAACACAUGCAGGCUCAAUUGGUGGAAGGGUAUGCAGGCUGGGCGUUCGACAUAUGUAUCUGGAGAGAUUCUUGCUUCGGUUCCAGACCCGGGUGCUAUGGCUGCAGCUUCAUGGUAUAAAGCUGCAGCCUUAGCUGUCAAGGACAAUUACAACCACCAUGCUUCAUAAUCACAUUCCAAAGCAUCGCCAGAGUUUCUCCCUUUUUGGCAGAAAAUUAUAACUACCACCAAGAAAUCUUGAUAGAUAAAAAUGCUUACCUUCCUAACCAUUGAAGAGAACUUCCUGCUUGUGCAGUCCGUGCUUAAUGCUAAGAGAGUGAGUGUCUUCCGUACAUGUUUUAGAAUUCCUGGAUAAGCGUAUUUGGGAGACUAAUUAGUAUCCCCGCAGUGUCACUUUCUUAUUAUGCACUGAUGCUGUUGUAUAUUUUCCAUAUAAAUACAUUUGAUUCACUAUGACUUCUUUAUGAACUAUGUGCAGAUAAAAUAAUUGGCUACACAAUAUAUCACAAAGGAUUCUAUAUAUAUUUUUCCUUUGUCGGUUGUUACAUGA